AUGUCGGUCAUUUCGAAAAACGCGUACGAGCUUCUCGGCAACACUCACGAUGAAGACUCUGACAAAGAGCCCGAGCCACCUGUAAAGGUUAUUGACAAGACUCCUGCACGAACAACCAAGCGCAAUGCUGGCGGAGAGGCUCCUGCGGCAAAGACUGCUGGAUUCGAGAACCGAGGCAAUAACACUCGCCGAAACGCACCCCAAGGCAAUGAAGGAGCUUUCCGUGAUCGUCAAGCCGGCAGUGCUAACAACCGAACGAAGCCAACUGGCGAGGCACAACAAGACCGCCCAGCGAGAAACGACCGUACCCCAGGAAGUUACGGCGGAAGAGGCCGUGGAGGAGCCAGAACCUUUGACCGACACAGCCGUACUGUGGGAGGCGAAUCCGAAAAGCAAGCCGCACAUGGAUGGGGCGCCAACGAGGGUGAGGCCGAGCUCGCUGACGAGACUGCUGGAGAGGCUCUCGCAAAGGCAGACCAAAAGGAUGCUUUGACUGGUGAUGCACCAGCCGAUGAUGCGCCCGUCGCCGAGCCAGAGCCAGAGGACAACAGCAAGUCUUACGAAGAAUACCUUGCUGAGCUUGCUGAGAAGAAGCUUGCUCUUGGUGCCGGUAUCCCAGAGGCUCGUAAGCCAAAUGAAGGCAAGCAGGACAAGAAAUGGGCCAACGCAAAGCCUAUCGCCAAGGAGGAUGAGGAAGACUUCGUUGCUGGCUCCGGUGGCAAGACCAAGCGUGUUCGUGAGCGCGCCAAGAAGGAAGUUGUCGAGAUCGAUCAACGCUUCGUCGAGGCUCCUGACCGUGGAGGACGUGGAGGUGGGUUCCGUGGUGGCCGAGGACGUGGUGAUGGACCAUCCCGAGGCGGCCGUGGUGACGGUAACUUCAGAGGUCGUGGUGACCGAGGUGGACGUGGACGUGGUGAUGGAAGCUUCAGAGGUGCCCGAGGUGCCCCACGAGGCGGUGCCGGAUCCGCAUCCAUCAACACGGAGGAUACCAGCGCCUUCCCAGCACUUGGAUAG
Messenger RNA from Glarea lozoyensis ATCC 20868, 1014 nucleotides. RefSeq lists its product as uncharacterized. The transcript is spliced from 5 exons. Gene Ontology annotation, molecular function: RNA binding. The record is from RefSeq and is a predicted model, not a curated record. Gene Ontology annotation, cellular component: cytoplasm; nucleus. NCBI's taxonomy places the organism in Eukaryota, Fungi, Ascomycota, Leotiomycetes, Helotiales, Helotiaceae. The coding region runs from base 1 to 1014 and encodes 337 amino acids.